Molecule: messenger RNA, 1342 nt
Organism: Abrus precatorius (Indian licorice)
Lineage: Eukaryota; Viridiplantae; Streptophyta; Magnoliopsida; Fabales; Fabaceae
Exons: 8
Coding region: 63-1001 (312 amino acids)
Cellular component (GO): chloroplast
Source: RefSeq, a predicted model, not a curated record
UGCGUUAUCCUUUCUACAGGGAAGAAACGGUUGGAGAAGAAAGGAGAGUGACACUGCCAGCAAUGGUGUUGGCAUGUGCUGUUGCGCUUUCUUCCACACUUUUAGUCCAAAAGUCUGUUCCUUUGAUUUCACAAAGUUCAGGGACAUCAUUUGGUUCCUCUUUACUAUUCAGCAGAGAGAAUGAUUCUGUUGUUCCACUUCUUGUUGUGUGUCAUGCUAAGAAGAAACUCAAUUUUGUGGACCAAAUUCUUGAUUACAUUGAAGGGGGUCCCAAAUUAAGGAAGUGGUAUGGUGCACCUGAUCUUGAAAAAGAUGGUACUGCCACAGAAGAAUAUGGUGAUGAUGAUUAUCCGGAAGAUGAAGUCAGGGAUGCAGUGCUGGUAACAGAUGGAGAUAGUGAGAUGGGUCAGAUGGUGAUAUUGUCAUUGAUUGUGAAAAAAGCUCGAGUAAAGACACUGGUCAAGGAUAAAAGGGUUGCACUUGAAGCCUUUGGAAGUUAUGUUGAGUCAAUGGCAGGAGAUACAAAUGACAAUCGGUUCCUCAAGAAAGCUCUGAGAGGAGUUCGCACAAUUAUAUGCCCAAAUGAGGGUUUUCUUUCCAGCAUUGGGAGCCUUCAAGGGGUACAACAUGUAAUCCUCUUAUCUCAGUUGUCAGUUUAUAGUGGUAAAAGUGGCAUUCAAUCUAUGAUAAAAAGCAACGCAAAGAAAUUGGCUGAGCAAGAUGAAUCAAUAUUAAAGACUUCAGGAAUUCCUUACACCAUAAUUAGAACUGGUGCGUUACAAGAUACACCUGGUGGGAAGCAAGGCUUUACCUUUGAUGAGGGUUGUGCAGCUAGUGGAAGUAUAAGCAAAGAAGAUGCUGCCUUUGUUAGUGUAGCAGCCUUGGACUCUGUCCCUCAAACUGGAUUCUUAUUUGAGGUGGCUAACGGGGACAACAAAGUUUCAGAUUGGAAAGUAUGUUUGGCCACAUUGAUGGACAAAGCUAGUCAGCAACUUCAGUGACUGUUUUCAUUGUUUACGUGCGUUAUGGGCUUAAAUGGGUUUGUAUUUCAUGAGAGAAAAAACAAGUUUUGUUUUUUUUUUUCUUGCAGUGUACAAAAUUGUUGGUUGCAGACUAGACCGCAUAUUUUAGGGGCACUGGUUAAAUAACUAAUAAAUAAAUAAAAUUAUUAAAAUUACGAUAGAGAUACAUUAAAAUUUAUAAGGGGGUAUAUUGUCACAUUUUUUAAUAAAUUCUUUUCUUAAGGAUAUUGAUUACUAAAAUUUGUUAUUAUGACUUAAGGAAUCUUUGGCACCACUUCAAUGAGCUAAGGAUACUCUAUUGAAUCCAACAGCAGAUGGUG